AUUUUGACACAGCUUUUUCACCAAUUUCCCGCUCAGCUCGUCAGCAUUGGGGCACUGCGGCACAGUUGCCCAGCAGUUGUGGUCACAAUUACCCAGUAACUGAAGUUUUCCGCGGAUCACAGUAGUCAUUUAUUGAUAAAUACGCCAGUCGAUGACAGCUGUAUAACUUUCUGCGCACUCACACGAGCGCACACGAAUGUACGCACCCACACACACGCACACAAAUUUACGCCUGUGUACAUUUCUCUGACCUUCUCAGCGUUUUUAUUUUUUGGUUUGGCAACUGAAAAGAAGGGAGCACAUAACUGCGCACUCAAGUUCUAGCAACUGCAAUUGAGUCGAACGGUUGUGCUUAAUAUGUUACAGUUGUUUGUAAGCGGGCGAAAUUGUUUAAUUGCACAGUAGGCACAUGAGAAAAAAUACCGAACCCGAAUUGAAAAACUCUCUGGAAUUGUUGUUGUGUUGUGCAGCACUUUGAAAAGGCGACGCGACGCUGCGCAGCACUGCCCAUGUCAUCAACAUUUUUAAACCGCUGAUUCACUGUGGCGGUAAUCGAUUGGUCGAUAGUUAUUUACGUUUCGCUAUCUGGCAAUACUGCUGUUUUAGGAAAAAAAAAACGCGUAAAAUAUAAACAAAUGAAAAUUAACCACAAAUAUGAGUUCGACGACGAUGUGGCCUCCAUAUGCGAGUCAACGGCCGCCCUAACCGAGGGAUGUCGUUUACCCGUCAGGAUGCACAAAACGGACGACUGGCCACUAGCGGAGAUUGUGAGCAUCAAGGAGUUGGAUGGGCGCCGGCAGUUUUACGUGCACUAUGUGGACUUCAACAAGCGCUUGGACGAGUGGGUCAACGAGGAGGAUCUGUACACGCGAAAGGUGCAAUUUCCGCGGAGAGACGGCUCACAAACAGGCACCAGCACUGGAGUGACCACGCCACAGCGCCACCAUUCCCUAGCGGGCAGCGUUUCUCGGCCUACAUCACCGCAACACCCUGGUUCCGGGGCUCUGGCAGCCAUCCCCCAGACUCCUACUGGUGCAUCAGGCAGUGUUCCUCCCCCUGCUGGCAUUCCAAACUCUGUGGCUCCACCCGGAACACCAAGCAGUGGGGGAGAGCUUGUGAAUGGCAACAAUCUGGCCGCAGCCCUUCAGAAACGCAUCAAUCGCAAGCGAAAAAACCACGGAGGCUCGGCCCAUGGACACCACAGUCUGACCAGUCAACAGCAGCAGUCACAUCCGCAUCCUACAACUCCGCAGACACCCACGGCUACGCCCGUGCAUGUGACCGGCGACGGUUUAAUAAGCGGAGCGGCCAAUGAUGAUGGUGAUGGAUCGCAGGAUGGCAAGACGCCCACGCCGAGGCAAUCAGGCAGCAUGGUUACGCACCAGGACGACGUGGUCACCCGCAUGAAGAACGUGGAGAUGAUCGAGCUGGGCAGGCAUCGCAUUAAGCCCUGGUAUUUCUCACCCUAUCCGCAAGAGCUGUGUCAAAUGCCCUGCAUCUACAUCUGCGAGUUCUGCCUGAAGUACAGGAAGAGCAGGAAGUGCCUGGAGAGGCACCUGUCCAAGUGCAAUCUUAGGCAUCCACCGGGAAACGAGAUCUAUCGCAAACAUACAAUUUCCUUCUUUGAAAUCGAUGGACGCAAAAACAAGGUGUAUGCCCAGAACUUGUGCCUGCUUGCCAAACUCUUUCUCGACCACAAGACACUCUACUAUGAUACCGAUCCGUUUCUCUUCUACGUAAUGACAGAGUUCGACUCGCGCGGCUUCCACAUAGUAGGGUACUUCUCCAAGGAGAAGGAGAGCACAGAGGACUACAACGUGGCCUGCAUUCUCACAAUGCCUCCGUAUCAGCGCAAGGGCUACGGCAAGCUGCUCAUUGAGUUCAGCUACGAGUUGUCCAAGUUCGAGGGCAAGACGGGAUCGCCGGAGAAACCAUUGUCUGAUCUGGGUUUGCUGUCCUAUCGAUCGUACUGGGCGCAAACCAUACUGGAGAUCUUUAUCAGCCAAAACCCGAGCACGGACGGCGAAAAGCCCACUAUAACUAUAAACGACAUCUGCGAAUGCACAUCCAUCAAAAAAGAGGACGUGAUCUCAACGCUGCAGAACCUGAACCUGAUCAACUACUACAAGGGCCAGUACAUCGUGUGCAUCAACCGGGUUAUCAUCGAGCAACACCGGCGAGCAAUGGACAAGCGCAAGAUCCGCAUCGACUCGAAAUGCCUGCACUGGACACCCAAAGACUGGUCCAAGCGCUCCAAAUGAUUUCCGCUACCAAUAUUCUUCAUCGGAUGAUCCUGGCUUCGUUGUAGCUUGUAGUUUUCAUUUACAGUUUCCGUUUUUAAUGUUAUAAACUAGUUUAUAUCAUACAAUAUUAUAUAUACUUUUGAGACG
This is a messenger RNA of Drosophila melanogaster (fruit fly), 2390 nucleotides long. RefSeq names its product Tat interactive protein 60kDa (gene Tip60). NCBI's taxonomy places the organism in Eukaryota, Metazoa, Arthropoda, Insecta, Diptera, Drosophilidae. Gene Ontology annotation, biological process: regulation of DNA-templated transcription; chromatin remodeling; regulation of gene expression. Gene Ontology annotation, cellular component: protein-containing complex; nucleus; polytene chromosome interband. The record is from RefSeq and is marked reviewed. Gene Ontology annotation, molecular function: chromatin binding; histone acetyltransferase activity; protein-lysine-acetyltransferase activity. The transcript has 5 exons. Bases 636 to 2261 code for a protein of 541 amino acids.